AUGCGUUUGUCUACAUUGACUGCCGCCCUUGGCUUCGCGGGGGUGGGCGAGGCCCUUCGAGGCCCAAUGCCGAUCAAGUCCGUGAAGGCCAUAACGAAGGUGCUCGGCGCCGGGGAGGAAAGAAAGCAAAGCAUUGUGCACGCGAAGAUGGCCUACUUUGACCAGCUCAUUGACCACAAUCGUCCGGAGCUGGGCACGUUCAAGCAGCGAUACUAUUACAGCACCGACUACUGGCAAGGGCCAGGCUCGCCCAUCUCGAUGGAGGCGCCCUCGGAGAACCCUUUAGAGCUCGAGGACGUCUUCCUAACAAACAUAACCAUGGUGGGCCUCAUCGCGCAGAGCUUGGGCGGCGCGGCUGUCAUCCUGGAGCACCGCUUCUACGGCGACAGCCACCCGCCCCAGGAGGGUACCCAGAACACGGAGUACCUGCAGCCGCUCACGUUGGAAAACUCUAUUGACGACCUCGUGUACUUUGCCAGGAAUGCCGAGCUCCCCUUUGACCCCGAGGGAGCGUCCCACCCAGAUAAGGCGCCGUGGACGCUCUGCGGCUGCUCGUACGCGGGUGCGCUGUCGGCGUGGACCGAGAAGAUCGCGCCUGGUACCUUUUGGGCGUACGAAGCUGGCAGUGCCGUCGUCGAGGCCCGGAGUAGUCUCUGGCAGUACUUUGAGGUUAUCGAGGAGGCUAUGCCGCGAAACUGCUCUGCCGAUUGGAAAAGAGUCAUGGCUAACAUUGACCAUGUCCUGAUGCACGGUUCGGCCAGCGACAAGGACCAGCUGAAGCAAAAGAUGGGAGUCGCAAACUACACUGACAAGACCACCGCAGAGUUUGCAACGCAGUGGUUAGGCAGUUGGCAGGACCAGCAAUAUGGAAUGGGCUAUUCUGAGUUUUUCCAGAUGUGCGAUUACAUUGAGAACCAAUUGCCCGAGAAGUACGAGGCUGCGCCUGGCCCCGACGGUCUUGGACUGGAAAAGGCCCUCGAAGGUUAUUUCCGCGGCUUACAGGAACUGGGCGAAGUGGUCAAGUAUGGCGCUCCGGUGCUCGAAAUCGAGUUUCCUUACCCCUGGAAUUGGCAGCUUUGUAACGAACCGCUCGAGUGGUGGCCAACUGAGCGGCCCGACAGGCCUCUGCACAUCACCACCGGCUAUGACACCGAGCAAUCCCUGCGGCAGGCGGUCUGCAUCGAUGCCUUCCCCGACGUCGGAAAGUACAAGGUCGGCGUCCAGACGGGCCGCAAUGAACAUGCCGUCAACCGCCUGACGAGCGGGUGGAGGAACCACAACGCCACGCGUCUCGUCUGGGUCAACGCCAACCUCGACCCGUGGCUGUAUGCGACGGUCUCGUCGCCCGACAGGCCGGGCGGUCCGCUGCAGAGCACCGAGGACGCUCCUCUGUAUAUGCUUCGCGGCGGUUCGCACUGCAACGAUUAUCCCACUCAGAAUGCUGCUGCAAAUGAGGAUGCUCGCAUCAUGUUUGAUGGUGUGGCGACGAAUAUGAAGAAAUGGGCGACGGAAUUUUACAGGCUGCAUAACGUCACACGCAAAUUUUAG
Messenger RNA from Akanthomyces muscarius, 1548 nucleotides. RefSeq lists its product as uncharacterized. Gene Ontology annotation, molecular function: dipeptidyl-peptidase activity; serine-type exopeptidase activity. The record is from RefSeq and is a predicted model, not a curated record. The transcript has 3 exons. NCBI's taxonomy places the organism in Eukaryota, Fungi, Ascomycota, Sordariomycetes, Hypocreales, Cordycipitaceae. Gene Ontology annotation, biological process: proteolysis. Bases 1 to 1548 code for a protein of 515 amino acids.